UCGUUAUUUUCAUUGCAAAAACCAUAUAAAACCAUGUCCCAAGAAUAUGCAGAACCAAACCAAUAAUCAAUCAAAUGAAACGAAACCUAAACGAAUUAGUAUCAACAAUACUAAACAAAAUCAAUCACAUAAACCAUUUAAAACAACUUCAAUCACACUUAACCACACUUGGUCAUUCUCAAACCCAUUUCUAUGCUUUCAAACUCUUUCGUUUUUGUUCCAUCAAACUCUCAAAUCUUCACUAUGCUCAACAAAUCUUCAACCACAUUCAUUCCCCCAAUAUCUACCUCUUCACUGCCAUCAUCACUGCUUAUUCUUCUCAACAAAACAAUCAUUCACUCACUUUUUCUAUCUUUAAGAACAUGCUUAAUAGCCCAAUUCGUCCUAAUAAUUUUAUUUACCCCCAUGUGCUCAAAUCAUCAAAGGAACGGUUUUUAAUAGGUUCUGUUCAUGCCCAGAUUGUAAAAACUGGGUUUUUGGAAUACCCAGUUGUUCAAACGUCUCUUGUUGAUUCGUAUUCCAAGGUUUUGGGAGGGUUAAGGGAUGCACGAAAGGUGUUUGAUGAAAUGUCUGAGAGAAACGUUGUAUGUUUUACUGCUUUGGUUUCUGGGUAUUUGAGAGCUGGUGAUGUUGAAUGUGGGUUGAAGGUGUUUGAUGAAAUGGUUGAACGGGAUGUACCGGCUUGGAAUGCGGUUAUUAGUGGUUGUACUCAGAAUGGGUUUUUUUCUGAGGGGAUUAGGUUGUUUAGAGAAAUGGUAUUUGUUGCUGCUGCUGGUGAGGGCGGGUUUUGUAAGGGUAAUAAGCCGAAUCAGGUUACGGUUGUUUGUGUGCUUUCGGCUUGUGGUCAUGCUAGUAUGCUUCAGCUUGGGAAAUGGAUACAUGGUUAUGUUUAUAGACAUGGUUUAGUGGUUGAUUCGUUUGUCUCGAAUGCGCUUGUGGAUAUGUAUGGGAAGUGUGGGAAUUUGGAGUUGGCAAGGAAGGUUUUUGAGAUGGACCGAUGUAAGGGGUUGACUUUGUGGAAUUCAAUGAUUAAUUGUUACGCGUUGCAUGGGAAUUGUGAGGGUGCAAUUGCGAUUUUUGAGCAGAUGGUGGAGUGUGGUAGUGGUGUGAGGCCUGAUGAGGUUACUUUUAUUGGCUUGUUGAAUGCUUGUACUCAUGGUGGUUUGGUUAAACAAGGUUGUGGAUAUUUUGAUAUGAUGGUUAAGAAGUAUGGGAUAGUGCCUCAGAUUGAGCAUUACGGGUGUUUGAUUGACCUUCUUGGUCGGGCGGGUCGAUUUGAUGAGGCGAUGGAUGUUGUGAAGGGAAUGAGCAUGGAACCUGAUGAAGUGGUUUGGGGUUCUUUGCUUAAUGGAUGUAAGGUUCAUGGUCGUACCGAUUUGGCAGAAUUUGCAGCCAAAAAAUUAGUUGAAAUAGAUCCACAUAAUGGUGGUUAUGGUAUAAUGUUGGCUAAUAUAUAUGGUGAAUUAGGAAAGUGGGAUGAAGUGAGAAAUGUGUGGUGCAAAUUAAAGCAACAAAAGUCUUAUAAGAUUCCAGGAUGCAGCUGGAUUGAGGUCGAUGAUAAAGUUCAUCAAUUCUAUUCACUUGAUCAAUCUAAUCCAAAGACAGAAGAGUUGUACAGUGUUUUGGAAAGUCUGUUUGGUUACCGAAGUGAAGUCAUGAUUGAAAUGUAAACCUUAAUAACUUGAUCUAAUGAAUUUCUAAAUUCACCUCCAUAGAUUUGGAAGAGAUCUAAACAAAGGAAGAGGUAGAAUCAAUGUAGUUUGGAGGAUACAAUCCGAAAAUGGAUCACGAAAUGCAUUGCUGCGCUUGCUACUGAUCUCUGGCACAUACUAUCGCUGAACCGUCACAUGGCCAAGUAUUCUUAUGAAGGAACUUAAUUGUUUGAAGCAUGUUUUUAAAUUGUGGCUGCAGUUACGCUGCAAACCUUGAUAUUGCAGGAAAUGUGCUUCUGUUAUUGAAAUUGUAACUGCGAUGUUGUUGCGGAGACCUCAAAGUCCUUGUAAGAGGAUGUUUCAAGAAAAGAGAGCGGUCCUUGUAAUAAUUAAGUUAAAUCGGAUAUAAUUAUUUUUUGUUCGGCGACCUUCACAGAGAAAUGUAGUAGUAUUAGAGAGAAAAACAACACUAGUAUGAAGGAUUCCAACUAGAGCCAUUGUUUUUGAAUAUGUUUUAUUCUUUUUGGUUUGACCACUGAUUCAUUCUAUUCUUUUUGUCUUGGAAGAUAAAAAACAAUAAGGAUUGGUAAUUAUUGAAGAUUUUGUAAUUGGUCACUUAUCAUAUCAGUUUACUUUCUCAAAUUUUGUACCAUUUGUAUCAGUCUGCUUUCUCAAAUUGGUCACUUAUCAUAUCAGUUUGCUAAAUAUUCAAGGCUUAGAUGGUAUGAUUGUACCAUUUGUAUCAAUUUUAGAAGUGUACCGUUUGACUUUUUUUCUUUCGGAAGUACGUUUGACUUUUGCACCAAUUUUUGUUUGUAUUUAUUUAUUAGUAUGACUUUUUAUUUAUUUAAUUUUUUUUAGUAUGACUUAAUUUUAUUGUAGAAUGUAACAUUUGUACUACCAACAAUGAAGUGAUAAGAGUUUUAGUCC
Trifolium pratense (red clover) is the source of this 2582-nucleotide messenger RNA. RefSeq names its product pentatricopeptide repeat-containing protein At1g33350. Gene Ontology annotation, biological process: RNA modification. The transcript has a single exon. NCBI's taxonomy places the organism in Eukaryota, Viridiplantae, Streptophyta, Magnoliopsida, Fabales, Fabaceae. The record is from RefSeq and is a predicted model, not a curated record. Gene Ontology annotation, molecular function: RNA binding; protein binding. The coding region runs from base 75 to 1670 and encodes 531 amino acids.